AAUCGGUUGAGAGCUGAGCUGGACAUACUGUGGGAGCCGGAGCGCGGCUUUGGGGUGGUGGGUGCGAACGGUUCUGACCUGUUCCCUUUUAGACAAUGGCGACAUAUCUGGAGUUUAUUCAGCAGAAUGAAGAACGGGAUGGCGUGCGUUUUAGUUGGAACGUGUGGUCUUCCAGCCGUUUGGAGGCUACAAGAAUGGUUGUUCCCCUGGCUUGUCUCUUUACUCCUUUGAAAGAACGUCCAGACCUACCUCCUGUGCAGUAUGAACCUGUGCUUUGCAGCAGGCCAACUUGCAAAGCUAUUCUCAAUCCACUUUGUCAGGUUGAUUAUCGAGCAAAACUUUGGGCCUGUAAUUUCUGUUUCCAAAGAAAUCAGGUCUAUUACAAAUCGUGCAGAUUUCUGCAGCCCAUCCACAAGAUUGACAUGAACCUCACUGAUCUUCUUGGGGAGCUGCAGAGGGACCCAUGGCCCGUAACACAGGGGAAGAGACCUUUGCGGUCCACAGGUGUUGCCUUGUCCAUCGCUGUUGGCCUGUUGGAGGGCACGUUUCCAAACACGGGAGCCAGGAUCAUGCUGUUUACUGGAGGUCCCCCUACCCAGGGGCCUGGUAUGGUUGUUGGAGAUGAAUUAAAGAUCCCUAUUCGGUCAUGGCAUGAUAUUGAGAAAGAUAAUGCACGUUUCAUGAAAAAGGCAACAAAGCACUAUGAGAUGCUUGCUAAUCGAACUGCUGCAAAUGGUCACUGCAUUGAUAUUUAUGCUUGUGCCCUUGAUCAAACGGGACUCUUGGAGAUGAAGUGUUGUGCAAAUCUCACUGGGGGCCACAUGGUAAUGGGAGAUUCUUUCAACACUUCUCUCUUCAAGCAGACCUUCCAAAGAGUUUUCAGUAAAGAUUUUAAUGGAGAUUUCCGAAUGGCAUUUGGUGCUACUUUGGAAGUAAAGACCUCUCGGGAACUGAAGAUUGCCGGAGCCAUUGGUCCGUGUGUAUCUCUGAAUGUGAAAGGACCAUGUGUGUCAGAAAAUGAGCUUGGUGUUGGUGGCACAAGUCAGUGGAAGAUCUGUGGCCUGGAUCCCACAUCUACACUUGGCAUCUACUUUGAAGUAGUCAAUCAGCAUAAUGCCCCAAUACCCCAAGGAGGCAGAGGCGCCAUCCAGUUUGUCACACAGUACCAGCACUCCAGCACCCAGAGACGCAUCCGUGUGACCACCAUUGCCCGAAACUGGGCAGAUGCACAGAGUCAGCUCAAGCACAUAGAAGCAGCGUUUGACCAAGAGGCCGCAGCAGUCUUGAUGGCGCGGCUUGGCGUAUUCCGAGCGGAGUCAGAAGAGGGGCCUGAUGUGCUCAGGUGGCUGGACCGGCAGCUCAUCCGACUGUGUCAGAAGUUUGGACAGUAUAACAAAGAAGACCCCACUUCUUUUAGGUUAUCAGAUUCCUUUUCUCUAUAUCCUCAGACCAUAGCCCAGUGGCGUAAAGCUGGGUACCAGGACAUGCCUGAGUACGAAAACUUCAAGCAUCUUCUGCAGGCACCACUGGAUGAUGCUCAAGAAAUUCUGCAGGCGCGCUUCCCGAUGCCGCGUUACAUUAACACGGAGCAUGGCGGCAGCCAGGCUCGAUUCCUUUUGUCCAAAGUGAACCCGUCUCAGACACACAAUAACCUGUAUGCUUGGGGACAGGAGACUGGAGCGCCCAUCCUGACUGAUGACGUUAGCCUGCAGGUGUUCAUGGAUCACUUGAAGAAGCUGGCGGUCUCCAGUGCCUGUUAACCUGAGCGUGUGACCAGGAAAUUGAAGAGAACGCUGUGUUCACAAUUGUUUAUAAAGGCUUAGUAACAUUCCUUUUACUUUUCUGGCAGAUUUUAAUAAAUAAUCAAAGGAAAUUUUGUAUGUAACUAUAGAUUAUAACUUAUUUGUAUUCCUUAUCUGUGUCCCUUUUCUUGCACCAUAGAAUUAAGGUCAUAAAUGUUUUGGUACUUGUAGAUGUUUAUGUGCUUUUUGUAGCCUAAUUUUUAGAGUCUAAAUGAAAUCAGAAGUAAUGUAUUUUGGUAGUUUGUUUAGGUGAACAUAAAGGAAAUAAACCUGAAUGAGGAAAAUACUGGCUAAAAUGCUGCUAAUACAAAUUUGAUUUCCUGA
Otolemur garnettii (small-eared galago) is the source of this 2126-nucleotide messenger RNA. It is a transcript of the gene SEC23B, whose product is annotated as Sec23 homolog B, coat complex II component. Lineage: Eukaryota; Metazoa; Chordata; Mammalia; Primates; Galagidae. The transcript is spliced from 15 exons. Gene Ontology annotation, cellular component: COPII vesicle coat; endoplasmic reticulum exit site. Bases 96 to 1760 code for a protein of 554 amino acids. Gene Ontology annotation, molecular function: zinc ion binding; GTPase activator activity. The record is from RefSeq and is a predicted model, not a curated record. Gene Ontology annotation, biological process: COPII-coated vesicle cargo loading; endoplasmic reticulum to Golgi vesicle-mediated transport; intracellular protein transport.